Molecule: messenger RNA, 2572 nt
Organism: Vigna radiata var. radiata (mung bean)
Lineage: Eukaryota; Viridiplantae; Streptophyta; Magnoliopsida; Fabales; Fabaceae
Product: plant intracellular Ras-group-related LRR protein 4
Exons: 4
Coding region: 416-2143 (575 amino acids)
Molecular function (GO): protein binding
Source: RefSeq, a predicted model, not a curated record
AAUUUAUUUGAAUUUGUUCGGUAUAAAUAGGUGGGAAUCAACAAAAUAAUAGAGUCUGAGGCUGGUUUGACGAAGGCGUUAAUAAAACCGCGGGCCGGGGAAAACAAAGUUAACGGGGACAGAGGGUGUGGUCGUCCUGUUAUUUAAGGAAAGGGAGGAGGGUAAAGGGGGAAACCAAAAAAAGUGCCGCAUAAGACAAAAGAGAGAGGGAAGUAGAACAAGAAGAAGUUGUAGAAGAAGAAGAAGAAGAAGUAGUAGUAGUAGAACAAGUUGAAGAAGGAAGAAGAAUAAGAUAGGUGAAGGGUAGGAGAUGUUUUGUUUAUACUGAAAGAACAAUCCUUUUCCUUGUGGGAUUUCAGAUCUCUCUCUGGAAUGAGGUGGGGAGGUUUGUGAAUUUUUGGGGUGGAUUGGGAAGAUGGAAAGUUGGACGUCGGUGGAUGGGGUGGUGGAGGAGAUUAUGAGGAUUCACAGAUCUCUGCCGCCGCGUCCUUCGAUUGAAGAGGUGGAGGUGGCCAGAGGUUUGAUCGUCAAUGUCGAGAAGGAAGACCAGGCCAGGCUUGAGGCCAUAGCGCGACAGAGCAAGGGUGUGGAUGUGCCCGAAGAGCUCUUUAUGGUGCUCCAAGAGAUGCAGAGGAACGUCGUGUAUUACCAGAGCAAGGAGCAGAAGAGGGAGGCUCUCAAACUUCUCGAUCUCGACAACGUUCAUUCUCUGUUCGAUGAAUUGAUUCAGAGAGCUUCUAAGUGCGUUUCAUCUCCCUCUGCACCUGCUUCUCGCAAAACAUCCUACUCUAACGGUCCCGUUUCCUCGGUUUCCACGAAUUUGUCCAUGAAUUCUGUUUCUGCUUCGGUUUCCGUUGGUGGUUUUGAUAAGCCCUCACCUGUACCUGCUGCCACUGCUGCUACUUCUAAAAUGUUCCACCCGGAUAAAGAACGUCCUGAAUUGGUCACGCGGGAUGACAGUUAUGUCAAGAAGGUCAAAUCCUCGUUUUACUCCAAUGGGUAUGGAGUUGAACCCACUAUCCCUUCCAAAGCCAGUAUAUUGAAUCCAUCGUUAAAACCCACAGCUCCCGCAGGUCAAGAUGGGGAUAAGUUGAGUUUGAUAAAGCUUGCUAGCUUAAUCGAAGUGUCUGCGAAGAAAGGGACUCGUGAUCUCAAUCUGCAGAACAAGUUGGCGGACCAGGUUGAUUGGCUGCCUGAUUCGAUAGGGAAGUUGUCGAGUUUGGUUACUCUUGAUUUGUCAGAGAAUCGGAUUAUGGCCCUACCUGCUACGAUUGGAGGGCUUUCAUCAUUGACCAGAUUGGACUUGCAUUCCAAUAAAAUCUCUGAGCUUCCUGAUUCUGUUGGAAAUCUUCUCAGUCUGGUUUAUCUUGAUCUGCGGGGAAACCAAUUAACUCUUCUGCCUGCAUCUUUUACCAGGUUGAUACGUCUGGAGGAGCUUGAUUUGAGUUCAAAUCAGAUUUCAGCGCUUCCCGAUACUCUAGGGUCGCUUGUUAGACUAAAAGUAUUGAAUGUGGAAACGAAUGAUGUAGAGGAACUUCCUCACUCUGUUGGUAAUUGUUCUUCCCUUAGGGAGCUUCGCCUUGACUAUAACCGACUUAAGGCCCUGCCUGAAGCUGUUGGAAAGAUUCAGAGCCUCGAGAUUUUGUCUGUGCGGUACAAUAACAUCAAACAACUACCUACGACAAUGUCAUCUCUAACAAACCUUAAGGAACUUAAUGUGAGUUUCAAUGAGCUCGAGUCUGUGCCCGAGAGCCUGUGUUUUGCCACCUCGCUUGUCAAGAUGAACAUAGGCAACAAUUUUGCUGACAUGAGAUACUUACCGAGAUCCAUUGGGAAUCUUGAAAUGCUUGAGGAAUUGGAUAUCAGCAAUAAUCAGAUACGUGUGCUUCCUGACUCGUUUAGGAUGCUCACUCGACUUCGCAUCCUGCGAGCAGAAGAGAAUCCUCUUGAAGUUCCACCGAGAGAUAUAGCUGAGAAGGGAGCUCAGGCUGUUGUUCAAUACAUGGCUGAGCUUGUUGAGAAGAGGGAAAAGAAAGAUAUUAAAUCACAGCCUCUUAAGCAGAAAAAGAGUUGGGCUCAGAUGUGCUUCUUUUCAAAGUCUAACAAGAGAAAGCGUGACGGGGUUGAUUAUGUGAAAACCUGAUUUCAUUCCGCGACACCGAUGUUGGCAAGCAACAGAUUCCAUGUGUAAGGGAUAUGCAUUUAAAAAUAGAGACAAAUAUAUCCCUGAGUGUGCGGUCAAUAAUAUGCAGAGAUAUGGAUCGUGCAAGCAUGAAUUGACAGCCUUCGUAGGCAGUUAUAAUUUGCUUUGACUUGACGGCACAAAUUGUAGAUUUCUUGUUCAAUAUUUUCUGAUUUUCUUUCCCUGUAUAAUUUGAAUUUUCUAUUUAUUUCAUUUGUAUUCUGUUGUCUUGAAAGUAGAAAGAAGUGUACACAAUCCAAAAGGCAAACAGCGAUGGACAGUGGGAGAGGAACCGAAGAUGAUUAUGUACUAUCUAUCGUUAUGUAUGUACAAUUGUAACUUCACUCUAUUGUUAAAUGAAUUACAGGUUACCCUUUGUACCAUCUUUCA